GUCCUCCCAAUUUGUCAUUCUUCUGAAAUAUUUUUGGCUAUUAUCUCGUCUAUAUUAAUAACCACAAUGAAUUAGCACAUUACAUUUGUUUAAUAUUGUUAGUGUUUCGAGUGGUAAUUAGCAAUCGUCCUUAGGAGUAUUUUUUAUUUCCAUCUAUUUUUAACGAAUUUAUGGUACCUUUUAGGGGGGAGGAUCCAGGAAAUGUCAAGGAGUUUGUAAUAUUUUCUCCACAGGUUUACAUUGAUUUGAUUCUGCCGGCGAAGAAGAAAAUGGAGGUAAUAUAAAGGUCGGUACGCAAUAGGAAUUUUGCCAAACAGCAGCAACUUCACAUGAUUCAGCUCUCCACUGCACAGACUGUAAAUACACAUGUUUGUUUUGUUUACGUUCUUUCAAGUGAUAAAAUGAAUAAUCCAGCCAAAUGUGCCUGAAUAAUUUCCCUCGAUCAAGUUAAAGUUAAUACCAACCAUAAUGGAGAAGUACAUAAGACUUUACCAAGUGGGCGAGGGAUCCUUUGGACAGGUUUUUAAAGGAAAAAAGUGUUCUGACGGUGAAAUUGUUGCGAUUAAAAUCAUCCGAAAGAUUGGACGUUCCUCCAAAGAACUUCACGGUCUUCGUCAAGAAUGCGAGAUUCAGAAGCAUCUCCAUCACCCCAACAUUGUUCAGAUGAUCGACUCCUUCGAGACAGAGAAAGAGCUUGUCGUUGUCACAGAAUACGCAGACAAAGAACUUUAUGAUAUUUUGGGACAGAGUGGAAGACUCUCGGAGGAGAGAACUCAAGUCAUUGCCUGUGAUCUGGUAUCAGCACUGUAUUAUCUUCACUCCAAUCGAGUUCUGCACAGAGACCUGAAGCCCCAGAAUGUUCUGGUGGAGUCCAAUGGUGUAGCCAAGCUUUGUGAUUUCGGUUUUGCUCGUAGCAUGAGUACAGGAACUCACGUAUUGACCUCAAUAAAAGGCACCCCCCUGUACAUGGCCCCCGAGCUAAUCGAGGAGCAUCCGUACGAUCACAAUGCAGACCUCUGGUCACUCGGUUGCAUAGUCUACGAGCUCCUAGUGGGUUUUCCCCCAUUUCAAACCACAUCGAUUCUGCACCUUGUCAAGCUCAUUCGUUUUGAGGCCGUCAAGUGGCCGGAAUUUUUGUCCCCCAACUGCAAGAAUUUUCUCCAAGGACUCCUGCAAAAAGACCCCUCGAAACGCUUGACCUGGCCUGAACUGCUGGAUCAUCCGUUCGUUAAGGGAAGAAUUCUUAUUCUAAAUGGAGACAUACCCAUAGCUGCGCCCUUCACAACUCCCCUAUCAGCGUCCCAAGCACUAGCUAAACAACAGCAACUUCAACAUCUAGCCAUGCAGUCUGCCAGCCACUCUGGAAUUCUCGAGAAAGCAGUGGAGAAGGUCCAGGCACAGGAGCGCAAACUACGAGAUCAAAGACACCGAACCUGUAUGUCUCAGCCAAGAUAUCCCAUGACAAUGCACGGAUAUUACCCUUACACCACUGGACAACCGUUCCAUCAUCCCCUGGGACGAAGUCAUCCCAGUGGAAGUGAAUCCAGUGCCAGUGUUGACGUUCUCCUUGGAAACUUGAGCCUCAGAGCUUCUCUGCAGAGCGAUCUUUUGGUUUUCGAUGCUGUUAAUCAGACCCUGUGUCCCUCUGAUUGUCCCACCAUUCGAUAUAACCAGAACGACGAGCUGAUUCAUCUCUCAGAAGUCAUGAAGGAGAACGUCAAUCAGAACAUUCAGGGUUAUCAUAAUGUGGAUGCUCCCAACAAGAUGAAAAAAUCAAAACAGGAGAAAAGUAGACUGAGUGCUGAUUACGAGCGGGAAUUCGGUGUUGAUGAUUCAUCAGAGAAGAUCGAAAGGAGCUCGAGACUUCCAGACUGGGAUGCCCGAGUUGUCGAUCAGCAUAUUGAGAACGAAGAGUGGGUGGCAUUCCUUCAGAGGUCCAUGGAGGAGGUUAUCGAUGGAGAGAUAACCUCACUUUUGCAGGAAAAUUGUGUCUCGGUUUUUGUCUCACCUCUGAGAAACUCUGGGGCUGGCUGCAAGGUUAUUGAGUUCGUAGCUUGUCUGUUGUCAUUGCCAUUUGUAGUGACUGUCUCCAAGGAGAACCUGAGGAAGAUCGAGGAGGUUUAUCUGGACGUGAGAGUCGUACCUAAUUUGGUGUAUGCUGUGAAGCUCUUCAUGUCUGAGAGGGGAAGUUCUGAGAAUCUUGGGGAUGCUGAUGAUGGACAGGAGUCCAAAGGAAAGACAACUCGGUCUGCCUCGUCACUGUCUGCUGAUGAACUCCAAACCAUCGAGUGCAUCAUGCUGAUUCUCUGUAGAUUAGUCUAUGUUAAUGAGAAAUUUUUAACUCAAUUCUGUGAUGCUGUUUAUAUUGUUAAUGGAGUGCCUUUGCUGCAACAGCUGUAUACCCUGGAGAAGAGGAAGCCCAGGGUUGUUGCUGAUCUUGUAGCUAUUCUGAAUAAUAUUCUGAGAUCACAACCGGAGAAUGCCGAGCUUGUGGAGAAGGUUGUGUUGGGGACUGAGGGAGCUGUUGAACAAUUUGUUAAGUUAUUGUCCCAUAGGCAGAUUGUGCUGAGGGUCAGGGGGUGUAUUUUGAUUAAAUUGUUGGCCAGGUUCUGCUGCAGAGCACUGCAACAGAUCUGGGGUAGGUCACUGAAGAAUGUGUUGGAGGGACUUGUUAUGGAUGAUCAUGAGGGCGUUAAGAAAAAUGCUGAAGAAGCCAUUGGGGAACUCAAACAACUCAAUUAUUAUGAACAGCAAAGUCCCUGUUAGUGGUAUUUCUAGUUUUCUACAAUUUGUAUUCAGAUUGAAAUAGAUAUUUUUCUACUGUU
Diachasmimorpha longicaudata is the source of this 2825-nucleotide messenger RNA. It is a transcript of the gene fu, whose product is annotated as serine/threonine-protein kinase fused. Lineage: Eukaryota; Metazoa; Arthropoda; Insecta; Hymenoptera; Braconidae. Bases 469 to 2766 code for a protein of 765 amino acids. The transcript has 3 exons. Gene Ontology annotation, biological process: protein phosphorylation. The record is from RefSeq and is a predicted model, not a curated record. Gene Ontology annotation, cellular component: cytoplasm. Gene Ontology annotation, molecular function: protein kinase activity; ATP binding.